UGUUUUGCAAUAAAUUAGUAUAAAUAUAUUUGUAAUAUUCUCAAACUAUAAACCUAAUAGUUAUAAUUAAUAAAAAGAAUUAACCUAAUCCUGGGUUUUUUCUUCGAUUUAUAUGCGUUUCUAUAAUGAAGAGCCAUGCGCCAAUACUUUUCUUCCUAACUGUAUAUACGUUUUUAUAACAUUGUAAAUAUUCAAGUGUAUUUAAAUAAUCUUGCAGACGAUCGACGCACUCGCGAUGCAAUUCCGCGGAUAUUUUUGAAUUUGUUAUUUACAAAUUUAUCUCGCAACUUCGUUUUCGAUCGAGGAAACAGGAGUGCUGCGAGCGAUCGCCAACGUCGACGAUAAUUCGUUAACACUGUAAUCCAACAGAGAUUCGUUCAAUCUGUUGGAGGUUUUGUUUCAUUGUAAAUAAAGUGAAUAAACCUAUGGAUCUUUCGUUAUACUCGACUUCAAACAAAUGUGACUUUGUUAAUUACUCGUGCAAGUUGAAAUUUUUACCAUUCUCGGUAGUAAUAUUUAACAUCGACUUUACGUUGAUUUGUAACUAGUUCGUUUUAGUGCGAAACAGUAGUAAUAUAGUAAAACAAAUGUGACUCGUUAAUUAUUCGUGCAAGUUGAAAUUUUUACCAUUCUCGGUAGUAAUAUCUGAAAUCGACCGUACAUUGAUCAGUAAUCUGGUUUGUUUUAGUGUUGUCUCAAGUUUUUAUAGAAUUAAUACGUUAAAUGAUAUGACCGAGUUCAAAAUAGUUUAUCUAGAGAAUAUUCAUUAGCGUCCGAUUUUUUUUUGUGAUAGAUGAUUUUGUCAAUGACUAAUCGAGAAGCCGAGAAAUAAAGAAAUAAGAAACGAGAUGUUUCAAGGACAAAUUAAUCACAUAACAUGCACGUGAAUGAUUUGCUGCGUAAUCGUAUGUAAAUAAAAAAUCGGUGACGAAUCAUUGGGACAUAUUUGCAACACAUGUGUGAUUAGGUAGUGCUACUUUGAUUUUUGCCGAGAACGUGACAUGUUACGGCCGAUUUCGUUGUGAAUGUAUAUAAUCUAAAAUUCAUCGUCGUUUAAGUACAAUAUAUUUCCAAUCGCGUACAUAUAUUUCAAGUGCAAACUAUACGAGCCAAAGUUACCUGAGAAGAGUCAAGAAUCCCGACUCAUUGGUCGGUAACCAAUAGGGAGACAACACAGAUUGGCGCAAAGUAAACGAAAAAGGUGAGGACGAGUCGCUGGAGACACGCUCGAGGUAGGGGGAACUGAUGAUGAGACAUCCUCGGAAGGAGUAGCGGAGAAAGAGAGGAAACAACUACGUCGGCGAGCAAGAAACAACGAGAAAAGGAGGGAUGGAGAGAGCGCGGGAAAGAGAAAGAGAGACAGAGAACGAGAGGAGAGGGGAGCAAAAAGACAGUGCAACAGAGAAUGGGAUUGGGAAUGGAUGCGAUGGCGGCCGGGUAUGGGCAGGGGUAGGUCUUACUAGGCGGGCAACCCGCUGGCGGCAUUGGCAGGUAUGGCGAUGAACACACGGGAAGUCCGUUGGUCGCGUCGCAAUGAAUAAGUGAAUCUACCGCUCUCGAGGUAGCCCGUGGCCGUCACGAAAUCGAUCAGUAAAUGGUAAAAGGGUCCCGGGGGGGCCGCGAGUAGAGAAAGAGAGAGUGGUUUUGAAACGCGCGACCCAAUGCGCGGAACGUGUGCGGUAGGAACGCGAAAGGUGCCGAUUCGAUGACAUGCAUUGUCUCGCGAGCGUGGUGCUUGUGAUCGCGAUCAGUUCACUCGGCAUAAAUGAUCCGCGGAUGACAGCGGUCGCCUCCGCCGACGUUAAGACAAGCUUGAUCAGCAUCGCGAAGUGUUGCGAGCCUGAGGAGGUGCUCGUAGACGACACGUGCACGCCAUUGACGGAGACGAACGAGACGCGAUGGCAGCCGGAAUUCGUCGAGGAGAAGGUGAACGGUAUCUCGAGGAGCAGACAGGUCGAGCCUAACUAUGAAUUGAAAAUCGGCCGGCCAAAGUGUCAGUCGAACGAGCAUCAAUGGGUCGUGUACGACUCGCGCGAGGAUCGAUUGGCGAUAUUGACCACCGGCGUGCUGCGUCAUUAUACCACUGAUUUGAGUAAACGGUCUAAUGAAAAUGGAGGUGUUUACGGCUACGGACCGGUUAGCCUGGCCGACGAGGAUGACUUCAAUACAGUGUCGAUUCAUUAUGAUUACUCGUUCGGACACUACUGCGCUGAUAAGGUGGUUUUGAGCAGGGACCGAUUGGUGGUCACGUACGCUAUGAUAUGCGUACCCGAUGUAGUCAUUGGAUGGACCGACACGAAUUAUUUGAUGAAACAUGCCAUUGAUCCUGCUUUCCACGCGAUAUCGAUAGCCAGCUACCUGGUCGUCGCAGUGGUCUAUUUUGUUCUGCCGCAGUUGCGUGAUCUCGUGGGGAACAUGAUAACCAGCAUGACUCUGUGCCUCAUUGCCGGUCAGUGCGCUUCCGCGGUACGAAUAUUCACCGAAUUCGGCAAUCACAUUAGUUUCAUGGUCGCCGAUACUGUAAUGUAUGUCUCACUACUAGCUGCAUUUUUCUGGCUCAAUGCGUUGGGUUAUUACGUAUGGAGUACCUUCCGCUCACGGAAUGUGUUCUUAAGAGUCACUGAUGGCAGGAAAUAUUGUUACUAUUCGUCGUACGUUUGGGGAUCAACGGUUUGUAUAGCGGGUACUGCGAUCUUCGCACACUUCGCUUUAGAGACCAGCAGACCCACGAUUGGCGGGAGUGUUUAUCCACCUCAAGAAACAAUCGGUUGGCUCGGUGUCUCUGUCUUAUUUACAUCAAUCGCCCUUACGAUAUUGGUCGACCUAAGUUUUGCAUUGACCACGGCAAACAGGAUCAAACGAAUGAGCACGUACGGUCGAAUUCACCACAAAAUGAAGUACAGUUUCAGAAUGUUCGUUUUUCUAUUCGCUUUGAUGAGCGUCGGUUGGCUGUCAUUGUUAUUUUCACGACUCAAUUACGACGCGCUCGUAUAUUGUCAUAUCGUCAUUAAUUUGCUACAGGCAAUAUCAAUACUAUACGUUUGCGUUUUCGGGCAGAAACGAGUUACAUUUUUGCUAAGUAAAACAUGUAACUGUUGCAACUCGGUGGAAAAUAUCGACGGUCUUGACUGGGGGGAAGAAAUGACUGCCAUUAACGCGGGAUAUUGAGACCCGUUUAAUUUCGUUUCUCAUGUUCGGCGGUUAAAACGAGGAAAAAGUUUAGUUAAAACUAAACGUGUCUCUUGAAGUAUACAAAAUAUAUUACAAAAAACAGAACACUCGACUCUCGUUUAAUAAUAAUUAUUAAAUGAAAUUAAUUUAAAUAUGAAUUUUGCUUAACGGUUUCUUUAUGUUUCCAAAUCGAUAAAAAAUAUCAGUUGUUCUGCUUUUUGUAAGUCACUGUACGUGAUUCUAAAAUCAUUCACAUCUCGCGUCAUACGAGUAUAAAACAAAACAUAUCAUAGGUCAUGUAAACAGUAUUAAGUAUACAAUGAUCUAAAUGACCAAGUGAUCUAUCAAAAUAGACAAUGUUGUUCUAAUGUAAAUGACAACAGAGUAGAUUAUGAUGUUGUAUAUAAUAUUUAUCUGUAGAGUUAAAGAAAUUGACGAAAUAGAAUCAUUUAAACAAAAUAUGAUAUAAUGAACUUUUCAGUUACUUUAAAACUUUACUGUUUAUGGUGGUAUGUGCCUUAAAAGAAAAAUGUCUUUGCCUUAUGGAACUGUGCACUUAUUAUGAAAAUAAUAAAUUCAUAAUAUAAAAUACACAUACGUAACAAUUCACAAAUAUUAUUAUAAAAUCUAAUAAUAAUAUUAUCAUCUUAACACUCUUAUGAUUCAAAAUAAUUCAUGUAGUAUUUAUAUUGUAUAGGUAUGUAACUUUUGUACAAACAAUGCAUCAUCUCUUAUAAAGUACAUCCUUCUGUCAUUUACAUUUGUUUUUAUUUCUAAAAAAAAACAUAAUGUAACUUACCUGUCCAAAUAAUCCACCUUCAGGACGGUCUAAUAACUUUGAUAACUGACACCGCACUACCAAAUGACAAUCGUCCAUCACAGUAUUGAAGAAACGCCUAGUUGGUAACAGAGCUUCCAAAUCUAUUACUAGUUCAAGGAAUCUUUCGCAGUACCGUACUUUAUCUGGUAAAAGUGGUCCUGUUAAAAAAUAAGUAAUCAAUUGAAAUAGUUCAAUAAAAUAUUAACUUAAAUUGUACAUAGCUGAAUACAAUAGCUGUUGAAUACAGUAAACAACUACUACUAUUCCACUAUGUAGAGAUGUCAAGUUCUAAAUGCUUUACCUUCUUCCGAAAUUGUUUCCAAAAUUGUCAUAAAUUUGAUCAUUAAUCUAUGUAGAAAUUUCCUCUCCCAUUCCAACUUCUCUUUAAGUUCUGGAUUGUCUUUUUUCCUUAAAAUUUUCCAAUAUUUUCUCCACUUUGGAUAUUUUCUAAAUUCUAAUUCUCUACGACCUUGUUGUAGUGAGAUCCACAUGGACAACGAGACUAAUCUUUUUACUUCUUCUCGAACUAAUAAUACUUCCAUAGAAUUAAAACAAUGAUUCAAAAAUACAAUCAGAGCUGUCUGUUCUUUUAAAUCAAAAUCCAUUAUACUAUCUUCAAGACAGGCUUCUAAAACAUUUUGGAAGAACUCUGGGAAAUGUUCUGGAUUCUUCUCAAACGCUUCCCAAACCUGAACACGUUCACGAAAUUUUUCAUUGACCAUAACAACAAUGGACAUGGUAUGAGCACGAGUUGCAUUGCUUGCAUUAUAAUUUGGCCAUAAAAAGUUCUCUAAAUAUUGACUGAAUUCUAACAUCAUGAUUCUUCGAAUAGAGAACUUCGAUGCACAUAUUUCUUGCACAUAAAUGUCCUCUACUAUUUGAGGAUUGAAAGGGAGAUGCGAAUCUGUUGUAUGAGGUGCCCAAUAUUUAUUUGCAAGCUGCAAGAAAAAUACAAUGUUAAUACUCUUGCAGUAAUAUACAAUAAAAUAACAUAUUUAUUGAAAAGUACCUGAGUUAUUCGAUCAGCAUUAAUCUGCUCAACUGUAGGAGCAGGAUUAUUACUUUUAACAGCUGUACCGUUUUGAUUUUCCAUGUUGACUUAUUAAUCUCUCACUGUUCACAACAUAACCUAAGUUAAUUCAAGUGCCGUGAGUGUUAAGCUUAGAAAUUAAGUACUGUGAUAUGAAUAACACAAUUAACAUAAUGUUUGACUACGCAUUUGCGCAAAAGUAUAUUUACAGUUAUCUAAUGUCACUCAUUUCACUGAAUUUUCUACAUAAAUUUGUAUUAAUCACCUUUAUAGUUUAUAAACUUCUAACGACGCAUGGCUUUAUACACCACUACAUUUUUGUAGUAAAUGUCGAAGGUUACUGAUUGGUCAUAACAAUACUCCAAUCACUUUCAUUGGAUAAGAAGAAAACCAAUUUAUGAACACGUGUAUUAGGUUUGUUUCUUUAUUUUUUUAAUUAGUACCUGUGUGUAUUGUUGUCGAUUGUUGUUUAGUAAUUUAAUUGAUUUGUGGGCCAGUUGGAAAACCUGCUAAAGAACAGCCAGAUAGAAAAGUGACUGGAUUUCAAUGUACACGCAGUGAAAUUAGUGGAAAAAGAUUGUGGGGACUUUUUCAAGAACUGUGUGGAAAUCCAGAAAACUUUUUUGAACAUG
Molecule: messenger RNA, 5653 nt
Organism: Nomia melanderi (Alkali bee)
Lineage: Eukaryota; Metazoa; Arthropoda; Insecta; Hymenoptera; Halictidae
Source: RefSeq, a predicted model, not a curated record